AUGAGUCACAUCGGCCACAUUGAACCUUUCGACGAGACCACGAGUGACUGGCGCUCGUACGAGGAAAGGUUGAAAGCCUAUCUUUUGGUCAACGAUGUUCCAGUAGCAAAGAAGGUUCCUGCGUUCCUGAGUCUCAUCGGCGCGAAGACCUACGCGCUGCUCAAGUCGCUGACUGCACCGGACGCACCGUCGUCACGAGAGUUUGACAGUCUCCUGAAACUCCUGAGCAAUCACCUGGCACCGCAGUCGUCUGUCAUCGCAGAGCGUGCUAAAUUUUACAAGCGGUCACAGCGAAGCGACCCAUUUACUGUACCCGUGAACGUUGACGGUGUCCUACUGACGAUGGAGCUUGACACCGGCGCAGCCGUAUCCGUCAUAUCAUGGCGCGAAUUCCAGAGGUUGUUUCCACGUAAGCGACUUCAGCCAGCAUCGUUAAAGCUGCGCACGUAUACUGGGGCCAUAGUAAAACCGAAGGGUCUGGCGAAAGUCGUCGUGCGCCACAACGACCAGUGCGUGGAGCUUCCCCUGUACGUCGUGGACUCUACAGGACCGGCACUCCUCGGCAGAGAAUGGUUGCAAGAUAUUCGUUUGGAUUGGAAGAACCUAGUUUUUUUUAAUCACCUUGGUCUCUCUCGAGAAAUAUCAAAGCACUGGCAAGAAAAGCUGGAAGCCAUGCUAGAAAGCCAUUCCGAACUUUUCAAGGAUGAGCUAGGUACCAUCACGGAAGAGCAGGCCGAGCUUGUCCUUCGCGAAGGGUCACAGCCGAAGUUUGUAAAGGCAAGAAGCGUUCCCUUUGCUCUGCAACGUGCAGUAGAAGCGGAACUUGUGAAAAUGGAGAAGCUUGGCAUCAUAACGCCUGUUGCUACAAGCGAAUACGCAACGCCCUUGGUACCGGUAGUGAAGAGGGAUGGAAGCCUCCGACUGUGUGGCGAUUAUAAAACCACCGUCAAUCCCUGUCUAGAAGUAGACCGCUACCCGCUACCUCGGAUAGAUGACCUUCUCGCAGCGCUUGCAGGAGGGGAGGAAUUUUCGAAGAUUGACCUGAGUAGGGCCUACCAGCAGGUAGUUAUGGCGGAAGGCUCCCGGAAACUACUGACGAUAAACACGCAUAAGGGCUUGUAUACUAUGAACCGUCUGGCUUUCGGCAUUUCGUCCGCCCCAAGCAUAUUUCAAAGAAUUAUGGACAACAUGCUGAAAGGGUUGGAAGGAGUCAGUUGCUACCUUGACGACAUCCUGGUCACAGGCAAGACCAAGCGAGAGCACUUCCGUAACUUGGAAGCCGUCUUGUCAAGAUUGCAGGAACGCGGUGUGCGCAUCCGGCGCGAUAAGUGCUCGUUCUUUCAACGAGAGCUCCGUUAUCUGGGCCACGUCAUCAACGCCGAGGGUGUUUGCGCAUCGCCUGAAAAGGUACUGGCACUACUAAAUGCGCCUGCUCCAAAAGACAAGCAGCAACUGCAGUCAUUCCUUGGGAUGGUCAAUUAUUACGGCAAGUUUGUUCAGCGUCUCUAG
Molecule: messenger RNA, 1509 nt
Organism: Dermacentor andersoni
Lineage: Eukaryota; Metazoa; Arthropoda; Arachnida; Ixodida; Ixodidae
Source: RefSeq, a predicted model, not a curated record